Molecule: messenger RNA, 1538 nt
Organism: Panicum virgatum (switchgrass)
Lineage: Eukaryota; Viridiplantae; Streptophyta; Magnoliopsida; Poales; Poaceae
Product: GATA-binding factor C-like
Exons: 2
Coding region: 105-1265 (386 amino acids)
Biological process (GO): regulation of DNA-templated transcription
Molecular function (GO): sequence-specific DNA binding; zinc ion binding
Source: RefSeq, a predicted model, not a curated record
UUUUCCAACUGACAACUGCGCCCACCUGUCAUCCCACCCCUCUCGCCGCUUGCUCGCUCCCUCACCCGCCGCCGUCUCGUCCGCAGGGUGUCAGUCGGCCGGCCAUGGCGACGGCGCCUGGAUUAGGCCCAAGAACCGGGCGAUCUGCGGCGACCAUGGCGACCGAUGACUUGGCCGGCGGUGGCAGGGAAGGGGAGCGGGAGGGGGCCCUCGGAUACAUCCUCUCGCUCCCGGCGGCGGUGCUGCCUUUGCCCGUCGCUGUCUCCUGCCUUGACGCCACCGUCCCGCGCAGGCGCGCAGCCGCCCCGCCUCCGCGCCCAGCCGUGCUCCUGUGGACCUUUGAGCUCCCCAUCCCCGCGCCAGAGGAGCCGAAGAGCCUGCCCCCCACAGCGUCAGCAGCCACGAAUCCGACAGAGGAGGCGAGGCCCCCCGACCCCCAUACCCCCGCGCCAGCCAUGGAGAGGCCGGCCAAGAGGGCGAGGAGGUGCUUGCAGUGCGGAGCGACCGAGACUCCGCAGUGGAGGUCGGGGCCGAUGGGGUCGGGCACGCUCUGCAACGCCUGCGGGGUCCAGCUCAAGGCGGCCGGGGCGCUGCGGGAGCAGGUGCACCGGCCCCCGCCGGUGACCGUGAGGACGGUCGCCGAGCCGCCGCCGGAGAGCUCGGUGUCAGACUCGUCGCCGGACUGCCCGAUCUGGGAGCCCGGGCGCCUGCACUGCGGGUCGUCGUCGCCGCCGCAGUGGUGGGAGGGCCCGAUGGGCCGCAGCACGCUGUGUAACUCGUGCGGCGCGCGGUACAGGCAGGGGCGGCUGCUGCCGGAGUACCGGCCGCUGGCGAGCCCCACCUUCGAGCCGUCGGAGCACGCCAACAGGCACAGCCAGGUGCUCCAGCUUCACCGACAGUGGAAGGGCCACCAGAAGAACCAGCAACGCCUGCCAACGGAGGAGCCACAACCCGUGUACCACCCGACCGGCGCGCCACCGUGCAGCGGCGGCGGUGGCCUCGCCUCCUCCGUCGGAUUCGUGGCCGGCAGUGCGCGGGCCCACCGGCGUGCUGGGGGCGCGCCUCGGCCGGCUAGGGAGGGGGCGGCGGGCCGGAGCCGGAGCCGGAGCCGGGGAGGAGGAGGCGGACCGGAGGUGGACGAGUGGUGGCGGGAUGGAGCGCAGCUGGCGGGAUCGGGAUCGGGAUCGAGAGAACGCAGAGAAGAAGGAAAUGAAAAAAAAGUGGGAUCCAUAUUUGGCAGCCCAAAUAAAGAGCCAUCAAAUUAGGGUGUGGGGAGAGAAAUUUGAAAGACCUACCAAAAUAGCAGCCCAUUUGCUUCCCUAGUUAGAGACUGAUUUUUGAUGUCCACGACUAAAUCUUAGUAUGCCAGCCCAUUUGCUCUGCCUGCUGCAGUUUGCUCCCACCGAGGAACGGAACGCCCCUGCAUUCCACUUUUUGAGGACGCCAUUCCGGAACGGAAAUGCGGGGACAUUUUCAUUUCCACAGUGUAAAAAUACAUCCCAAGGGCCAUUCUCUAAUUCUCAUUCCUCGAUCCACUA